AGUAAAUGGAUUGUUAUCAUAUUCAUCACAUGCCAGUUUAGAGAAAGAAACCUCAUCAUACUUUUUGGCACUUCAGUGUUUGUUUAGAUUUUCUGAAGCCUGGAAAAUGCAUACCCAGUUACAGUUUAUUGUCAUAUUUAUGUAUUCAGUAAAUAUUCAACUGACUGCAACAUAUCGAACAUUUUCAAUGCUAGAUUUAGGAAGUUGUUCUCGUAAUUCUGUCUCAAUAACUAUGGAAUCUAUGACUCAGAAUUCAUCGGGAAUCUUAGUGUCAUCUUUAAACAAUACAUAUAAACCUGGACUGCAUUGCAUUAUAUCCUUACGACCACCUAUGUCCUAUGGCAUUGUUAUCAGCAUCAAGAAAAUUGAUUUGGGUCGACCUUCUAGAAACUAUGAGAACUGCCAAACAUACUUAGAGCUUACUUCAGUAGCUCGCAGUAAAACCAAAAGACUUUGUGGAUACAGCGAUGAUAAAUAUGAAUUCAAAGCCUUCAAUUACGGAGGAGAAUUAGAUGUAGUUUUCCAUACAUCUAACUCAACGUGGUAUAAAAACGCUUUUUUCCAGCUGACGUUUACUGCUGUCAGGAAAGGGAACGGUUGGUGUUUUAAAGAAGAAGCUCGUUGUUUAAAUAAAUAUUGUAUUUGGAAAGGACUACUUUGUGAUGGACACAACAACUGCGGUGAUCUAAGUGAUGAAGUUGAUAAAAAAACUUCUCAUUGCGAAUCAACGUCAGUUGCAGAAUCCCUUGCAGUUAUAGUUGUCACUAUCAUAUGUUCUCUUGUUCUACUUUUUACUUCUGCUUACCUCAGAGGAUCUAAAAUUACAACGCAUAUGCGGAGAAUGUCUCGUUGCAGGCGCUCCGGUUGCGAAGCAAGGAAUGGAUCAGUUCUAGAAAAUGAGGCUUCAAAUGGAAAUGCCAACACUCCACAAGAUUCUCCAACUGGAAUUAGAGAUUGUUUCGGAUCAACUAGAAGAUUAUUAGACAAUUUGGAGAGCAAUAGCUAUCCAUAUCCAUCCUAUGAUGAUCCACCUCCUCCUUAUGAAGCAGUUCGGACGCUAGAGAUUGUUCCUACGUCUUGCUCUGUUAUCAUAGCACGUACUCCAGACGCUGAUACCAGUGUUUCUUGAUAAUUAUUUAAAAAUAAUUCUUAAGUUAUAUUUACAUAUUUUAAAAGGUGAGCUUUCGUAUUAUGUUGCAAAAUAGGUAUCUUGUUGCUAUCAUCUAUCAUGACACUCAACAAGCAGCAUCUGAAAACACCAUUUCUGUGGCUGUUAAUAGCGAUAUUUCACAUUUUCCUCCAUCAUUUGUUCAAUUUCACCGUUGAUGUCUUCAUUAAGAGCCACGUAUUUGCAAUGUUUAAACUUUGUGUUGCUAUUCAAAGAAAUAUUAACCUUUAUAAUCGACUCUUUUCUCUAUAUAAUUCUAAAAUUGUUUUGAAUAUGUAAUUAUCUCUUAUAAAUACCUUAGAAUUAUGAA
Molecule: messenger RNA, 1478 nt
Organism: Stegodyphus dumicola
Lineage: Eukaryota; Metazoa; Arthropoda; Arachnida; Araneae; Eresidae
Molecular function (GO): protein binding
Source: RefSeq, a predicted model, not a curated record